AUCAACAAAUGUGUCGGCAGUUGGCACAUGGGAAGCAAAUGAACUUAGUAUUGCAUGUAUAGAAAAUUUUAGUUGCUAAAAUGAGUUUAUAUCGGAACAUUAUAGCAUUCUCUCAUCAAGGAGAAUAUCUCGCAUAUUCAAGUCCUGAUGGAUGUUUAAAAAUAUGGGAGACAUCUACAGGGACUUUAAAACAAGAGUUCAUUCCAAGUUCGCAUUUGACGGCAACAUGUACUACACUUACAUGGGGACCUUCUCGCACUAUUUCGAAUUUACCAAAGAAGUCUAAAAAUGAAUCACUAGCAGUUAUUGGAGACCUUCAAUUGAUUGCCAUGGGCACUUUGACUGGAGACAUCCUUUUGUAUAGUUUCACAAAUGCUGAGCUUUAUUCUUUACUUGCAAAUGGCCAUACUGGGGCUGUGAAUGAUAUUUAUUGGCAUUAUGUCACAAAUUCUUUAUUCACCUGUUCCAGUGAUCAGCAUAUUAUUCAGUGGGAUAUCAGUUCUGGGAAAAUAAAAUCUAAAUGGAAAGCAGAUAAAUUUGCUGUAUAUUCCAUAUGUGUUAUCGAUGAAAACCGUUUACUUUCUGCUAGUAAUUCUAUACAACUUUGGGAUAUAAAACAAAAGAGUGUCAUUAAGAGUUUUGGAGGUCAUUCAACCGAAAUACACCGUCUUCUCUUAAUACCUACACGAGACAAAUCACUAGGCGAACACUUUUUAUCUGCUGCUAUUGGGGAUAGGGUGAUAAAUGCAUGGCAAUUGAAUGAAAACAAUACCAAAGGAAUUAUCUCAUCUUUUGUUUCGACUAGUGAACCAGGAAAUAUUGAUAUACUUCUGAGAAAGAAAGGGCCUUUGAGGAUGUCUGUUGUCACAAAAGAUGGCCAUUUUCAUUUGUUUGAACACACACUGAAUGGGUCAAUGAAAAAGCCCUUGUCUCCUAAAUUUACAAUACAGAUAGCUUCAAAAGCUAACAACUCAUCUUCAAAGCCAUAUCUUAUCCCAAUAUUAGCGGCUAAUAUUUCUGAAGGGUUAGAUUCUUGUCUUAUUACUUAUGGAAGUUUCAUAAAGCCAGUGUUUGAAAGAAUAAAUAUCUUGGAUGUAUCUAAAGACCUCAUUUUAAUUCGAAAUCUAUCAUUUUCAUCGACCAUUUCAAUAGAAGAUUCAAUUUCAAGGAUAAAACACGCAGAAAAACCUAAUAAUGUCAAAAUGCUUGCUCCUGGCCAUAUGACUGAUGUGACUUUUACAGAAAGUGCAUCAAAGAAAAGAAAACAGAAAAAUGUUGAUAUCAGAGAACUACCUAUGGAAGAACGCUUGAAGGCUCUAGAUCUCAGUACAACUCCUAAAAAUCUAGCUGAAGAACCAGCCAUCAAAUCUGACAGUAUGGUGCAUCUUCUUUUACAAGGGCUUCAAAGUAAAGAUAAUAAUAUGUUAAAUACUGUCUUGCAAUGUGGAGAUACAGUUGUAAUUCAGAAUACUGUUAAACGACUUCCUAUACAAUCUAUCUUACUAGUAUUGAAAGAACUAUAUGAAAGACUAAACAAGCAGGAGCCUAGAAAUCAUCCAUGUUUAAGGUGGUUAACUGGUUUACUCACAAUUCAUUUGCCUUACUUGAUGUCUUGCAAAGACAUAGAUGAAUAUUUAGGUCCAGUUAGCCAACUCAUUGAAGCUAGAAUUGAAAAUUUCUCAAAAAUGAGACUGUUGCAAGGAGGUUUAAAUGUUUUACUUUCACAGGUUGAUUCAAACACAUCAGACUCAGUAGAUCCAUCAUCACAGCCUUUAGUAGAAUAUGAAUCAGAAUCAUCUGAUGAAAGUGAAAAUGAUGAUAUAGAUAUUUCUGGAAAUAAUUCAGAUGAAGAAGUUGUACAAAGUUCACUAGAAGAAGAAAGCCAAUCCAGUGAUUCAGAAAGUGACAUGGAAACUUAGGACUUUUAAAUUUAAUGUUAUAUUACUUGUAAAUGAUUUUUAUAAAAUUAAAGACUUGUUUUUAUUUUUUA
Argiope bruennichi is the source of this 1990-nucleotide messenger RNA. RefSeq names its product WD repeat-containing protein 43-like. The transcript is spliced from 17 exons. Gene Ontology annotation, biological process: maturation of SSU-rRNA from tricistronic rRNA transcript (SSU-rRNA, 5.8S rRNA, LSU-rRNA). NCBI's taxonomy places the organism in Eukaryota, Metazoa, Arthropoda, Arachnida, Araneae, Araneidae. Bases 81 to 1919 code for a protein of 612 amino acids. The record is from RefSeq and is a predicted model, not a curated record. Gene Ontology annotation, cellular component: nucleolus. Gene Ontology annotation, molecular function: protein binding.